Messenger RNA from Orbicella faveolata, 6424 nucleotides. RefSeq lists its product as uncharacterized. The record is from RefSeq and is a predicted model, not a curated record. Lineage: Eukaryota; Metazoa; Cnidaria; Anthozoa; Scleractinia; Merulinidae.
UUGCUCAAAGCAAAAACCUUCGAAUGUGCUACAUGAAGAAUCGAAGAGGUGGAAAGACCAGAAUGAUAAAAUUUCUUUAGUUAUUAACAGCUGCAUUGACAAGCACUACUUCAUGAAAGUCCUAAUUGGCGUACACACAAUCACAGGUUGACGCUCUCUGGUAAGCAGUUCAGCUUUUAAUUCUCCAAUACAAUGAAAGGUCAGGCGAGAGUUGGGAAGGAGUGAACAGCAUCCAAAGAGAUACUGGAGGAGGCACUCGGGUGACAGCUGAACGAGAAGGAGUGUCAGAGUAUGGAUCCACUUCACCAGAGGCUAUGCGGCUAUGCCAUCUCUAUGACGUCGCGUUAUAAGAGCAAAUUAUCAAGCAGUAAUCUGGAGGGGAGCCGUCACCACAGAGAAGACAUUUAAAAUACGACGCUAGUAGCGGAGUAUAUUUGACAAUUUUUGAGAUGUUUGGAAAGGUGCUCAAACAGAGUCUUGAGUGUUUUGUAAAACUUCUCGAUCGGAACUACAACUAAGGAGAAACAGAAAAAUAAACUCGUAAAAAUAUCUGCUAGUCAGAUAUCCACGGUCAUGUAACGGUCAUGAUUUACCGCGUUUAGGCUUGAUGAAUUGUUUGUGAGUUUGAGAAGCUAUAGAUCCAAAUGAAAGUGACAGCAGUGACAUGAUACGAUCGGGGCGUUUCUGCACUCAAACGAGCUCUAAAUUGAAGUGUGAACCUAGUUACAUGCGUAUACGUUGAGUUACGGUAUAUUGGUUCAUGGCGUAGUGUGCUUAAUUAACUUCACGUAGAAAAGGUGUUUUCCUAGUACUAUGAUGUGGAACACCUUAUUGGUAAUUUAGUAACUUCAGGUGGUUAAAAUAGAGGUUGAAUACACAAACUAGAAAACAAAAUGGCAGCCACUGUAACGUAAUUUAUGACGUCAUCAUAGCUUGAACAACCACAGACAAUACUGAAAUAAUAUCUAAGAUACUAAUUACUCCAAAUAUACGUCCAGGCAAAAUAUUGUGUGCCUCUAAGAAAAGAAACAUAGGAAAAUAACACUUGUUAAUGUUAUUUUUUAGAAUUUCAAGAUGGCAACCAAAAGGAGGGUAUUGGGGGUAAAUUAAAAAUUCGAUUUACAAAGUGAAAGCCACUGUUCUAUCCUUGCUAUCAUGCAUUUUAAUGAUACUUAAUAGUCAAAGAUUAAGAAUAUACAAGUUUCAUUUGUUACCCUUAAGUGAGCCAUACAACCACCUCAGCUGAUGGACUAAAUCCCAAUUUAUCGGACCACCAAAUGAAACGGAAAGUUUAAGGGUGUUUUGAAUGAAUUUUGCUGUUGCUAUAGUAACCCUUUGCGUCAUGAAAAAGACCAUACACGUAUUCUCCAAUGAUUAAGUACUUGUUGUUACCGUUAUUACGUCAUCAACUAAAAAAAAACUGGUAUCAUUGAUUCAUUAUAGAAGAAUUGCUCAAAAUUGCUUAAACUGACCAUUGUGAGCCACUUUAAUACUCUAGCCUCACACAGUUUAUUAGUUACGUAAGACUAGCCUCUAUACAGAGCUGUAGGAUUUUGUUUGCCAUCGGAAAAUUGGUGUUAUUUUAUUCCCUUGGCAUGGUGCAGGAAUUUGAUUGACGACAUUUAUUGUCUGCAGUCUGCAGAAGUUGUCAUUUAGUAUAUACGGAACUCAAGCUAGUUUAAUUAGUUACGGAAACUAAGUAUAUAGAAUUGUGUAGAAACCAACUCACAUUUAGCCAGACAAUGACCGUGAAUGGUUAAAUAAUUUGUUUAACAAACUGAUCGAAGAUAGAAUCGCGAUUUUUCGCCGGAAAUCUGUUUAUAUAUCAAGCUUUAUCUGGAGCCAAUUGAGAAUUUCCCCUGAAAUAUGCAAGGAUUUCUCGAUCUAAUUUUUGCCCAACCCAAGCUUUCUGCAUAUCAUAAUUGGGCAAAAAAAAUUAUAGCUCACAAAGCAAUUAAUCCAUACAAACAGAAAAUGCACCCAACUUGAAUAUGGUCGAGUGACUGAAGUGUGACGUACUGCUAUCCACGUCCUCUAGUCCCCACCCCAGCCCCACUGGAUGCGAUUUUAGUUCACCGUGAUUGCACGCUGGUCUCCAGCAGAUCCAAAAACAAGUUUUUUCUUCCCGUUUACAUUCAUACUAUUGGUUGGAAAACGCGACAGUGCUAGCUCAAAGUGGCCAUGCCUUACAGUUAAGACGCACCCGUAGUUCUUGAUACGCUGUGUGCAUUGGGCAACUGCACUUCCUUCCACUCGUCUGUAUUUACCAGUUAGCUUUAUUGUCAUUUUUGCAAUCAAAUGUGGCCUGACAGUAUACUGUACGGCAGCAGUGGGUUUUCUUUGGUAAUAGCACGGUAAUACAGAGUUUAAUUUAUAGUACUUCGAGCACGUUUACACUAAGCGUUGAAAGGUUUUACUGGCUAAGGCUACACUGAGAGCAGAAUCGACAUGGAUCAUUAGAUACCUCGACUUCUGGUACCUGCUGUAAAUGGUACUUAGAACCUGUUCGGUAAACGAUUGUUACACGGCUUUGGGUCAAAGCUAUUUAUCCGCUUACUAUCCUCAGAGAAUAGCUAUUAAACACAAUGAUCCAGCUCCUUACCCCCUUUCUCUCCUUAUGAGCUUUUCUCUACAAUAAACUAUUUCACAAGCCUGAUUAUUGCUCCCGCACCCAACUUUUCCACUAUGCCAUAUAUGUAGGAGUGAUAAUUGAUCACAAGUGAUCUGGGUAAUAAAUAAUGCGUUUGAUGUCAGACCAUUUUGACUCGCUUGCAAAUAUUUAGUUACGAGGGAAAUAAUCUGUCGGCCGCGGUUUUUCUAGAGAUGAAACCCUGCCUUUUCGGCUUCGCGUGCUUGGUUUUCUUGGGAUUCGUGUCGCCCAGUCAAGAAGCACACCUCCGCAAACCAGUGAAACAUCAUUCUGCACAUCACAAAAACCACCCCUUCCAUCAGAAUGCCUCCUCGAACCAACCAGGCGCGUUGAAGAACACCACUGGGCACAAAAAUCUCCCCCAAAAAAUCUCGCCACAAAAUCCUCAAGUAAGGGCUUCACUGGCAUCUGCGUCCGCCAAUAAAUCAUCGAAUCAAGAUCGACCUAAACCCGCAGCAGAUUCCCUGAAAGAGAAGAGCACUGUGCAAGCAACAGAGCGAGCGAUUUUAGUGCACAAUGCAAACAGUGGAGAGGGACAUGUUGUUCAAGAUUCAGCCAGUGGAAAAGCUCCAGUUAUCGUUAUAAACUCAGAUACCACAGGGGAUAACGGAGGUUCACUGGAUGCCUUUUCACAAGAUUGUCUCGACGCACAUAACAAUUACCGCGCCAAACACGGUGUCCCUCCGCUGAUGUGGUCACAUGACCUAGCCGAAGGAGCACAAAGCUGGGCGGACCAACUGGCGUCAACUGACUCAUUACAACACGAUCAAGCCGCUAUACAAAACCGAAAGAUAGGGGAGAAUUUAGCAUAUUUUCAACCUUCUGUUCCAAAAUGCCAAGGCGCUAUGGUUGACAACUGCGUCAAUUGUCGCGAGAUGGUCCAACGCUGGUACGAUGAGGUGAAAAACUAUGACUUUGAUAAGGGAGGUCCUAAAACGGCCGCCGCACCCUACAAGCACUUCAGUCAGUUGAUCUGGGCCAACACAGCUGAAGUAGGUGUUGGGACCGCGGUCAGUAAGCGGUAUGGCUUCAUAACAGUUGCGCGGUAUAGGCCCACUGGAAACGAUGGCGACUUUGAGGAGUUUAUAAGGAAUGUUCCCCCUGAAGGAGGGCCGCUACCAACGAUGUCGCCACCGCUUGAAGAUGAAUCAAAACCCCUAGGGGAUGUACCAACCCCUACCCCCGUGACAGAAACUCCAGUUGUUUCUGCCACAAAAGUAGACUCAACUUCAUCGCAAACGGCAAACUCCAAACAAGAUAAAUCAACUGAUGUCACGGUCCUGUCCCAGACGGAAAAGUCAUCUGUAACAAAUGGCGCUAUAAUUUCCGCCAAAACCGCCGCUAAGGUACCGGCCGCGCCGCUGCAAAAAGACAAAUCAACUGAUGUCACAGUCCUGUCACAGAUGGAAAAGUCAUCUUCUACGAAUGGGGCUGUAAUUCCCGCCAAAACCACCGCUACAGUGCCAGCCGCGCCGCUGCAAAAAGGUGCCAAACUUGAAACUCAAUCAACGUCAGGUCAACCAAACAGCAAAGGGACGCAUGGCAAGGGUGGCUUUGUGCACACGCUGACAGCGAACGAUGGAACGAAGGCUCAAGUGUACCUCAGCAAGAGUGGAGCUCACGCGGGAAUAGUAUUUAGAAACAAAAUAUCCAGAGUGAACGAAGACGAGGACUCGACUGGUGUAAAAAGAACGAUAAAUGUGCUGUAGGAACAAAUGAACAUAUUGACUCAUCAUCUUAGUACUGGAAUACGGUUAUAGUAAUGGACAAUCGCGGGACACAAUCAAAUGACGUAAUAUAUGUAAGUUGGCCUAGGGCCCUUUCUAGGCCAAAGGUAAAGUUUUUCUCGAUACGAGCCCGCCAAAGCCGGCAAUUAACAUUUAAAUUUCUUUCAUUUUUAAGCGCCAAAAUUAAUAGGGAAAGAUUUUGAAAUCGCGAAACGGCAUCCGCAGUGUAAAAAAGUCAUUCAAAUGCCGGUGCAUACUCAAGAACGAGGAAAAAAUUUGCUUCCGAAGCUGGGUUGUUAUUGUUGUUGUUGUCGUUGUUGUUGGUGGUGGUGUUGUUGUCGUUGUUGUUGUUUUUGUUGUUGUUGUUGUUUUCUCUACGUUCACACAGCCUACAUAGUUUAAAGUGAACCAAACACUAGCAAGGGGAUGUGGUUCGCAAUUCAGGGUCCAUGAAAAACUGCCCGGCGUAAUUAGCCAAUCAAAUUCCAGGAUUCAGGAUUCCCAGACCGCAGAGAUGCUUGAGAAAAUAAAGAAGGUAUAUUCAUUAUGCCCGCAAUGUAGCCCGUGUUAAGAGCCAUACCCUUUUAAUCAAUUAAGUCGUAUAUUAGAUUAUACAGUCUUUUCAUGAGUAGUUACUGAACAACCGAGGGAACCAUUAGACCUAAGGACUCAAAUUGUAUUACACAUUGCAACGAUUUCGUUUGUUGCCUACGGUUUGUUACAAUAUAAGAAUGAAAACCAAUACAGUACACGGAACUCUGUUGUUGUAAAAGUAUCUACUGACUCGUAACCAGUCGCUAUUUAAGGGUCGGACAGGAUCGUUUCAGAGAGAAAGACGUCGGGAUCGAGUGGGGCACGCAGGGAGUUAUGACCCUUCCUUUGAAACACCACGGGUCUUAAUCCGCUCUACAAUCCAAUCUUCUCUCCCCAAGAAUACGUAAAUAGCGACUGGGUCAGAGUUUGAAGUAGCUGUGUGAAUUAUUUUGCCGUGAAUAACAGACAGUUCUCACGGGAGUACAGAAAAUGACACUUAAAGAGAAACACUCUUUUCCCUGGAUAUUAUAUUGAACGAUGACAAUAAUGCAACUGAAAACAAGUUUAAUUCAUUUUAAGUUCAGUAUAUGGUUUUAAUUUAAACUGGUACAAUUCUUUUAAUCGCGAUUAAAAACUUCAAACUUAAUACUAGAGCCUCGCAACUAUUUAAUUCCUAAAGGAAAAUAAUUGUUAAUUAUAGGUAAGGGAAUUGACUAAAUGUAAAAAUAGUUUCAUAUGCGAAAUAAUAUUUAAGUUGUUAGACCGAGGUAGAAAGGAAUUUAUUUCUCCUAAAGAAACUAUGUCAAUGCUUUAACUUAGUUUUCUGGCAUCCAAUCACGGGUUGAAGAGGAUUAGGGCGCAUUCCGAGCGACGAAGUGGUUAAAUUUUUUAACGGGUUUCGUCUGUGACUUAGAUCGUUAAACACUUCAGCAAAUUUUGUAAAGAGCAAAACGACAGCUGAAUAUUCCCAACAGUGAUCAAAACCUUCUUUCUCCGUACCUUGUUAUUACAUUGCCAAGAAGGAAAGUGAUAAGAUAAAGAUAACGAUCAGCUUGGGAAUGGCGUCUGGACGUAUCAACGAUUUCUCCGAACUAACAUUUAAAGAUCUAUAAAUGUAAUCUAGGAACUAAUUUGGAACUUAAAGGACUAUGGUAUUACAUGAUGUACUGUGAUAAGAAGCUGUAGUUAGUUAGAUUAAUAAAGAUCUGGACUUAACUCUUUGCGCGCUGUUUAUUUCGCCUCUCACGUCUUGGUUAAUAUUGUCUAACGAGACAUGCACACCUUAAAACAUUCAGAUUACCGAGGCAGAGAUUUGAGCAGCUCAUCUUUAGGUCUUUUUGUUCUUUAGUAGAUGGUUAAUAAAACAUUUCACAGUUGUGCGCUUAGUUACCUGGCCUUUGAAUACGAACGAGGUUAGAGGUUAACUAGGUUUGAUUCAAAACGCCUCUGCUUUUCUCCUUAAAAUGCAAACUAGUUAGCGUUAACAGAACUUGAGUACACAACAAAAGCAGUG